Rhinichthys klamathensis goyatoka is the source of this 1033-nucleotide messenger RNA. It is a transcript of the gene asip1, whose product is annotated as agouti signaling protein 1. Gene Ontology annotation, cellular component: extracellular region. NCBI's taxonomy places the organism in Eukaryota, Metazoa, Chordata, Actinopteri, Cypriniformes, Leuciscidae. The record is from RefSeq and is a predicted model, not a curated record. Gene Ontology annotation, biological process: positive regulation of melanin biosynthetic process; melanosome organization; hormone-mediated signaling pathway. The transcript is spliced from 4 exons. Gene Ontology annotation, molecular function: melanocortin receptor binding; neuropeptide hormone activity. The coding region runs from base 164 to 541 and encodes 125 amino acids.
CUGCUUAAUUUUAUCAUGUCGCCCCUUUCUGAAUUUCCUGACUAAAAAGUCUGUCUGACAUUUCUCUCUCAGUCUCAGCAGGGGAGCGGGGAAUAUCUCAAGCCAGCCACAAAAAGGGAAACAGGGUGUCCCAUUACUCACCAGGACAGGGUGAAGUCUUAAUAUGAGUCCGUCAUUGUUGCUGUGCUGUUUGCUGCUCUGUUUAGCCUGCUGUGUCACGGUACACACACACAUGCUUAUGGAGGAACAAUACAGCUCCAACCAAACAACCAUCAGCUUACAAGUCAAAAACCAAACAGAUGCACCUCCUGUGCUCAUAGUCGGGCUUUCAAAAACACCUAAGAAGAACAAGAAACUGGAAAAGAAACCAAAAAAGAAAUUAAGCAACCGAAUAAAGAGACCUCCUCCGCCGCCGAACUGUGUGCCGCUGUGGAGCAGCUGUAAGACGCCGAGCGCGGUGUGUUGCGAUCAGUGCGCCUUCUGCCACUGCCGCCUCUUCAAGACCGUCUGCUACUGCCGCAUGGGAUACCCGAAAUGCUGAACACUCUCUGACAGGAGCCAUCAUGAUCCGGAUGAUCAUGUGACUGUCCCUAUCUUAAAGGCUUGUUUAUAAAACCCUGUGGGAUUAUGACAACCGAUUAUCUAUGCACUCCAUCAAAUAGCCUAAUCAUGAACGCGAUCCGAGUUCUCGGAGAUUUCAAGGCCUGAUAAACCGACAGCUAGUCAGAAGCGUCUGGGAAUAAAGCAGAGCCACCUGGGUGACUACCAAAGUCAACUUUUAAUUACUUAUAAACGUAUUUUAAAAGGUUCACGUUAAUGAAAAUAAUUAUUAAUGUUUUUAUGAACACUUUUGUGAUGUAAGCACUUUAUGGAGAAAAAAAAACAACGUUAAAGCGCCCGUAACCUGUUUGAGCUGCUAUAGCCUAUACGUGCACUAAACCAACAACAAAAAACACCACAAUUGCCGCCAAAAUAGUUUUGUCGCGUUUACGUCAACCGCAACCACUCUCAUUAAUAAAUAAAAGACAAUAAA